This is a messenger RNA of Lactuca sativa (garden lettuce), 1622 nucleotides long. Its product is annotated as scramblase-like protein. Gene Ontology annotation, molecular function: phospholipid scramblase activity. Gene Ontology annotation, biological process: plasma membrane phospholipid scrambling. The record is from RefSeq and is a predicted model, not a curated record. Gene Ontology annotation, cellular component: plasma membrane. NCBI's taxonomy places the organism in Eukaryota, Viridiplantae, Streptophyta, Magnoliopsida, Asterales, Asteraceae.
AUGCGACAAUGUUUCAAACUUAAUAGAUAGUCAAAUUGUUUAAAAGGGCAAAGGAAAAAGACGAGAAGUGAUAUAUUGGUAUUGCUAAUUUGGUAUCCCGUUAAAUAAAGGGAUUACCGUCAAUUAACAACUCAAAUACACAUUUUCUUCAAUUUGCUACCAUCGAUCAAGACAUCAUCGAGCGUCGACUAUCAAGAAACGCAUUAGAGAAGCCCAGGAGCAAUUGAGGUCGAAUAUUCAAGAAAUUGCUUUCCAAUUCCUCCCCGGAGCUUAUUCAUCGAUUUCUCUUCUCUGCUGAAGUCAAUGGAGUAAGACAAGGGUUAAGUGUUGUUUAAGUUGUCAGAACUCGGUUGACAAUGAAUUGGAUAAAAAAGUUGCAGUGUGUGACUCAGCCAAAAGUCAUUAGAGCUAUAGUGAAGAAGCAACAGAAUGGUAUCCUUGUUGCUGAUAAGAUACCAGUAUUCAAGGAAACUGGUUUGGGCAAAGGGAACUAUGGUUCUAGAGCAAUACACAAUGGAAGUAACUUGAGUAGAGAUUUUCUAGUAAAGCUGUGGGUUGCAGAUGCUAAAAUGAAAAAGACACAUGAAAAAAGAAAGCAAAAGUUUAUUGAGAGUGCAGUUAAAGAAGAAAGGGGUUUCCAUGGCAGGUCUUUAACUGGGGAUGAUGGACCUAAACAAUUAUCCACAGAGCCUCUAGAAUCUUCUUCCCCUGAGGAGGCUUGGAUUGCACCUCUUCUUUCAAGAUCUAAUCUGCUCAUUACAAGGGACAUAGAGUGGGCCAACCUUACACUUGGCUUUGAACAGGCGAACAGAUAUGCAAUAGUUGAUGUCAGCAACCCGCAUGAGCCUGCAGGUUUUAUUCGUGAGGAGAGCAAUGUGAUUAUGAGACAGUUGCUUCGUCUUAGAAGACCUUUUGUUGCUACUAUAACCGAUGGAUUUGGUAACGAGCUGUUUAGGGUGAGAAGGCCCUUUUGGUGGAUAACAAGCUCCAUCUAUGCAGAAGUAGGUGGAAAGGAAAUUGGUGUGGUUCAUAGAAGAUGGCAUCUUUGGAGGAGGGUUUAUGAUCUGUACUUGGGUGAUGAGCAGUUUGCAGUGGUAGAGAAUCCAGGUUUUUGGCACUGGACAUUUACUUUAAAGGGGAUUCAUGGUGAGGUGUUGGCUGAGAUUGACCGUGACUGGAGAGGUUUUGGUUAUGAGGUGUUGACUGAUGCUGGUCAAUAUGUCAUCCGAUUUGAAAGUGCUGCCACGUCACACCUGUCUGGAAAGGCUAGAGAAUUUAAGGUGGCGCGUCGAUUGACAUUGUCAGAGAGGGCGGUGACCGUUGCACUUGCUGUGUCUUUGGAUAAUGACUAUUUUUCAAGACAUGGAGGCUGGGGGCUUCCUUUUAUUGCGGUUGCUGAAUGACAGACAGAAAGAGAGAGAUGCCUAUGCCUGCCACGUCAGCAUUCAUGACGUCAUUUCAUUGUUAAUUGUAUGAUUAGAGUUGUGUUGAGAGAUGAUUGAUGUAUACAUUGCAUUGCAUUGCUGCGGUUAUUUGUAAAAUUGCUCCAAUAAAUGUGUUGGUGUACUUGGUAAAAUGGUUUGGAAAUGAUUUGAAAUACUAUAGAAUUUUGUGUUUUCUAA